GGCUGCGCCCUUGUUGCUUUGGAUACCCUUCUGAAUUAGAAAGUGUUUUCCUGCAUUUUUAUUAUAUUUGCGUUAUUUUCAUAAUUUAUUUAGCUACGGCCGUAUGUUGCUGUAAAGUAUUGGAAAUGUUUUACCUCAUACUUACUAGUAAAUUGAAAGGAACCACGGCUCCAUUACGGUCCGUCUAUUCCCGUCUAAGUAAAGUAGGGGAUUUAAAGAGCCAAACACGACCAGGCUCAUGUUGGACGACAGUCAGCAACAUACGCAGCUCUACCAGUAAGCCCAACAAUGCCGUCGUCCGUCUCUGGGGUCAAGCGCAGAGGGCGCUCCGACAAUCAACUGUGCGGGCAUCCAGAUUUCCCAGGGUCACCCUGGGUUAUGUGGUUGUGCCAGCAGCCUUGACAGUCUCAGCUCGGUUUUUCUGUAGCGUUGCACACUGUCAGGUGGAUUUCAAUAACAAUGAUCCAGUACAACCUGAAGAAAAGGCUAAAGAAACCCAGCCUGAGUUCAACUGGGCAAUUUUGUGGGAGUUCAUCAAGCCUCAGCUUCUUGCUCUUCUAGGUGCAAUUGUUCUGGCGUUUGGAGCUGCUGCCUUGAACAUCCAGAUCCCUCUGAUGCUGGGUGACCUGGUGAAUGUGGUGGCCCGCUACAUGAGAGAGCAUUCUGGGAGCUACCUUAGAGAGGUCAGGGGCCCUGCUUUUAAGCUGCUAGGACUCUACGGACUGCAGGGCUUGUUGACCAGCGGUUACAUCAUCCUCCUCUCCAGAGUAGGGGAGCGAGUGGCGGCUAGCAUGAGAAAAGCCCUGUUUAUGUCUUUGCUAAGGCAAGAUGUGGCAUUCUUUGACGCCAACAAGACAGGACAAGUGGUGAACCGUUUGACUGCUGAUAUCCAGGAGUUUAAGUCUUCAUUUAAGCUUGUUGUUUCUCAGGGUCUGCGAAGCGUCACCCAGACACUGGGGUGCUUUGUGUCGCUCUACCUCAUCUCCCCCAAACUCACGGGCCUGACGGUGGUGGUCAUGCCUUGCCUGGUGGGAACGGGAGCUCUGAUUGGCUCCUUCUUGCGUAGGCUGUCCCGGAAGGCCCAGGAACAGGUCGCCAAAGCAACCGGAGUGGCGGAUGAGGCCCUUGGGAACGUGCGAACAGUGAAAGCCUUCGCCAUGGAAGACUGGGAGAUGCAGAUGUAUGCCACCGAGGUCAAUAAGUCAUGUGAAAUGAAUGAAGCUCUUGGAGCAGGAAUUGCUGUCUUUCAAGGCCUCUCGAACGUCGCCCUAAACUGCAUUGUGUUAGGCACCAUUUUUGCAGGGGGGUCCUUGAUGGCUGGCAAUGAGAUGUCUCCUGGUGACCUCAUGUCUUUUUUGGUAGCCUCUCAAACAGUGCAGAGGUCCAUGGCCAGCAUUUCAAUCCUGUUUGGACAAAUGGUUCGAGGUAUCAGUGCUGGAGCACGUGUGUUCGAGUACCUGACUUUGGAGCCUACCAUUCCACUGACAGGGGGAGGCAGGAUUCCUUAUCACUCUCUGAUUGGCAGGGUGGACUUCAUGAACAUCUCCUUCAGUUACCCAACAAGGCCUGGACACCAAAUCCUGCAGGACUUCAACCUCACCUUGCCCCCGUGUAAGACAGUAGCCAUCGUUGGCGAGUCUGGAGGAGGGAAGUCUACAGUGGCUUCCCUGCUUGAACGCUUUUACGACCCCACCGACGGAGUGGUGAUGCUGGAUGGACUGGACAUUCGGACUCUGGACCCCUCCUGGCUCAGGGGGAAGGUCAUCGGGUUCAUCAACCAGGAGCCGGUGCUGUUUGGCACCUCCGUGAUGGAGAACAUUCGCUUCGGUAAGCCCGAGGCCACAGACGCCGAGGUCAUCGCCGCCGCCAAGCAGGCCAACGCUCAUCGCUUCAUCUCCGCCUUCCCCGAGGGAUACAACACUGUGGUUGGUGAGCGCGGGGUGACGCUCUCAGGGGGCCAGAAGCAGCGAAUCGCCAUCGCCCGCGCCCUGAUCAAGAACCCCAGCAUCUUGGUGCUGGACGAGGCCACGAGCGCCCUGGACGCCGAGUCGGAGCGCGUGGUGCAGGAGGCACUGGACCGGGCGACGGCUGGCCGGACCGUGCUCAUCAUCGCCCACCGCCUCAGCACCAUCAAGGGGGCCGACCUCAUCUGUGUACUCAGCAACGGCCGCAUCACGGAGGCCGGCACACACUUGGAUCUGCUAAGUCAAGGAGGCCUUUACGCUGACCUGAUCCGGAGGCAGAGAACAGAGGGACAAAAGUGAACACACUACUCUGCAAAAAAACUCUUGGAAUUUUGCUACAGCCAGUUUCAACAAUAGCACUACUGGA
Megalops cyprinoides (Indo-Pacific tarpon) is the source of this 2331-nucleotide messenger RNA. It is a transcript of the gene abcb8, whose product is annotated as ATP-binding cassette, sub-family B (MDR/TAP), member 8. NCBI's taxonomy places the organism in Eukaryota, Metazoa, Chordata, Actinopteri, Elopiformes, Megalopidae. The record is from RefSeq and is a predicted model, not a curated record. Bases 126 to 2264 code for a protein of 712 amino acids. Gene Ontology annotation, cellular component: membrane. Gene Ontology annotation, molecular function: ATP binding; ABC-type oligopeptide transporter activity; ATP hydrolysis activity. The transcript is spliced from 16 exons. Gene Ontology annotation, biological process: transmembrane transport.